AUGCGUCGCGCACCUCCGAGGACCUUUGCGGAUACGAAGUUCGCCAAAAAUGUGAUCCAGAAGAUGUCCGAGGACAAGUUCCAGGCUGCGAGGGCGGCUAUGCUAGAACCUGAGCCUGCGUCUCUGGAUUGGGCCGCAAACCGUGCCCGUCAUCUACGCGAGGUUAUCUGCAGAGAACCGCGCAAAGCUCCAGCAAUGCUUCGCGAGAUGCACAAAAAGCGACGGAUGGACCGCAAGGAGAACGACGUCUUCGGCUUUCUAGCAGUCUUCAUAGCACCUCUUGUCUCUAAGAAGGGUGUAGAGCCCGUUCCCGCCGAGAUCUGGCUUCAACUCCUCGCGGCGAACUUCGACAGCGCCAUCGUGGACAUCUUUCUAGACGACACACUCUAUACCGGUCGGUCUGAGCUACACCAGCUGUACAUCUCCAUGGCCUUCUUCGCCCUCACGGAGUCGUUGCAUAUAGUCACCAACAUUCUCAUGAGGUUCGCGGAAAGGAAGGAAGACAAGCGUAUCGUCGAUGCUACUUGCAAGCGCUUCUUGCAGAGCUUGGAACCUCUCACCGGCGCCAUGUGGAAGCACCGAGACGACUUGCUCACGCAUCAUCUCGCGUUCACUAGCCGUAACAUCCAAGAAUCCUUUGGGAGCUUUGUCGGUCCGAUACUGGGCGUCAUCAACCAUCUGUCCAAACAGUCCCUCGACCCAUACGCAAAGACAGACCCACGCGAAACAAUCGCCACCUCGCACUUCCUCCACAUGUGUCUCUGGUGUUGGCAGAAUGACCACGGCGAAAUGCUCCUCCUGAUGCAAUCCUCGCACCUCGCCCUAUACUGGACCGCAAUCGACAUGUGGAUCACCGACCGGGGCAAGUUCAAAGAAGACCUGCUCGAGCUCAUUCAGCCCACGAUCCUCGAAGCGCUUGGAACGGACGGAUGGAUAGAGUGCUUGCGCCGCGAUUUGCAGCCGGAUGUUGCGCCCACGACGCAGAUGCCUGCGCUUAAGGUUCAUAAUACGCUUAGUGACUACCCUGAGUGUGAGAUUUGGAAGGCGAUGGUUGAUGCACGGCUUUACCGCGAUGUUCUCGGUGUCAUGCAACCAUCAACACAGACGAAUUCUGCGAUGUUCGCUGAGUUCAUGCGGUUGACUCAUACUGCUAUCCGAUGCACGAUCAAUAAGGACGUCGACGGUCGGAAGGUCCUCGUCUCUGAAGAUUUAUUGGUGGACAUCGUGGACGAUCCGAACUUCGUUACUCUCAUUGUCGAGACAUUGCUGAACUUCCCUCAAUCCACUCCUCCAAUAGCGCAUUGGCCGAGCUUCAUUCCCUCAGAGUCAUGCGCCGACCUACUCCUAGCAUACUCCCUCGCGCACACCCACCUCCUCAAAACCUCCCCAGACCGCGCCACCCUCCUCCGCACGCGCAUCCGCCCAUCCUGGUAUCGCAUCCUCCAAGCCCUCCGCCCCCUCCCCAACGUCUCCAAAUCCCUCCAAUCCUGGCUCCAAUUCGGGCGCGACAUGAACUUCACCGAGUCCGAAGAACGCGCGAUCUUCCAGCGCGACACGAAGGACGGGCGCAGGAACUGCGACUGGCGCGGCUGUGCGUUCUAUGUGGUGGUGCCGGAGAAGGCGCUGAAGGCGUGUAAGGGGUGUAAUCGGGCGUAUUAUUGUGGGGCUGUUUGUCAGAGAAGGGAUUGGAAGGACGGAGGGCAUAAGAAGAAUUGUAGGACAGUUAAGGAUUGA
This is a messenger RNA of Peniophora sp. CBMAI 1063, 1734 nucleotides long. The record is from the annotation of a GenBank genome assembly. Lineage: Eukaryota; Fungi; Basidiomycota; Agaricomycetes; Russulales; Peniophoraceae.